Messenger RNA from Closterium sp. NIES-65, 603 nucleotides. Lineage: Eukaryota; Viridiplantae; Streptophyta; Zygnematophyceae; Desmidiales; Closteriaceae. The record is from the annotation of a GenBank genome assembly.
AUGUGUGCCAUCGCGCUCACGUUCCUCCCUCCCCUCGCCAUCGCGCUCACGUUCCUCCCUCUCCUCGCCUUCGCGCUCACGUUCCUCCCUCCCCUCGCCAUCGCGCUCACGUUCCUCCCUCCCCUUGCCAUCGCGCUCACGUUCCUCCCUCCCCUCGCCAUCGCGCUCACGUUCCUCCCUCCCCUCGCUAUCUCGCUCACGUUCCUCCCUCCCUUCGCCAUCGCGCUCUCGUUCCUCCCUCCCCUCGCCAUCGCGCUCACGUUCCUCCCUCCCCUCGCCAUCGCGCUCACGUUCCUCCCUCCCCUCGCCAUCGCGCUCACGUUCCUCCCUCCCCUCGCCAUCGCGCUCACGUUCCUCCCUCCCCUACCAUUCGCGAUCGCACAUUCUCGUCCCGUCCCGUACCGUUCCUCCUCUCUCCCUUCCCGUCCCGUCGUUCCUCCUCUCUCCCCUUCCCAUCCCGUCGUUCCUCCUCUCUCCCCUUCUCAUCCCGUCGUUCCGUCUCUCUCCCCUUCCGUCCCGUCGUUCCGCCUCUCUCCCCUUCCUAUGCCGUCGUUUUGCCUCUCUCCCCUCUUAUCCCAUCGUUCCUCGCCUAUUGUUGCUUGA